Molecule: messenger RNA, 1532 nt
Organism: Drosophila busckii
Lineage: Eukaryota; Metazoa; Arthropoda; Insecta; Diptera; Drosophilidae
Gene: Sil1
Product: nucleotide exchange factor Sil1
Exons: 2
Coding region: 79-1338 (419 amino acids)
Source: RefSeq, a predicted model, not a curated record
UCUGUUUAAGUACACAAUUUAAUUUGUUAUACAGUAGCUUGGUAAAUUAAUUCAAUAAAAUUAUUAGUAUCAGCAAGAAUGCGACUUAUAAUUGCGACAGUAAUUGCCGUCUUGGCAAUUAACAUCGUACAGGCCGGGACUGCAGAAAAUGUAAACAAAUCUGAUGAGUUCGUGGCUACACAUGAAUGGCAAGUGAUACGCGAAGGUCAGGGCAUACCCAAGGGGCUGCAUGUGCGAAUUAAUAUGCAGACGGGCGUCAAGGAGGCCAAGUUGCUGGACGAAAGCGAGCGAGGAACAGCGUUGCAAAGUCAAGCCGGCGAAGAUGACAAAGGAGAUCAAAAGCCACUGGCUUUAGAGCAUCAGGCAAACAUCAUUGAAGAAUCAGUGCGCAAAGCCAAGGAGCAGAAACGCAGCUAUGCAGAGUUGCGCAAGGCUUACAAGGAUUUCCAAAAGAAUUUUCGCACAGAUGGCGAAGUCAUUGUGCAGCUGCUGGAGCAAUACCGAAACUUCAGCAAGACGCCGCUGGCGAGCGAACUGAAGCCCAAGUUUAAUGUGCUUGAUAAUCUGGAGUACAUGUUGCAUCAAAUUGAUAAUGCACUUGUAUUCAUAGACAGCGGAGGACUGGAGGAUGUACUGCUGCCCAUUGUGGUCAACGAUACUAACACGGAUCUAAAAGUGUCAGCCAUGCGUGUGCUGGGCGCCUUGACGGCAAACAAUCCUAAGGCUCAAAUAAAAGUGUUUGAGCGCAACUUUGGUUCACAUUUGGCCCAAAUACUGAUGACUUCUACAAACAGCGCAGAGGUUUCAUCAGCUCUACAUGCCUUGGGUGCAAUGUUGCGAAAAUUCCCAUUGGCUCAAGAGCGCAUACUCUCCACAAUCGGCACACAGGCUUUCAUCAGCGUGCUGAGCAACAGUCAAGUGGAGCUACGCAAUAAGGCAAAGGUUGUUACUCUAAUUAGCGAUCUGCUCUUGGAAAAGCGUUCGGCGUUUGAAAAUAACAUGGACGCCUCAGAGGCUAUUGCACAAUACGCAUUGAUUGAGCUUGAAACCUGGCUUAGCAAUCAGGGUUACUGCGCUAAAAUGGAGGCGGUGCUUAGCAAGGACUACGUGCAGCUAUUGGAUCAGCCCGAGACUGUGGAACAGUUCUCUGUGGCACUGGAGAGCACAGAGCAAAUGUGCCGCUCUCUUUGGUCCAAGAGCGCCACUCUGCGACACGCGCUGCUCACCUUGCGCAAUAGGUACGCCCGCAGUGAGGAUGAAUAUCGAUUGGAGGUUUCUCAAGCGUUGACCAAAGUCUGUGCGAAUUUCUUCGAGCAGCGCAGUCAUAGUGAUCUUUAAGUUUGUUUAUAAGUUAAACUCAAGCUAUGUUAGUCAAUACUCCGUAAAAGUGGCCAAAAUGUGACUAAUUAUAAUUAAGCAUUUAAUUGAACGUGUAACAAUUAAGUAUAGGUUACAUGCCCCAACUAAGUUGCCACACUGCACAAUUAUUUAAAGCGCAAUAAAGCAGCAGGUCAUAAAGUAAGUAAGUCAAA